Microthlaspi erraticum is the source of this 567-nucleotide messenger RNA. Lineage: Eukaryota; Viridiplantae; Streptophyta; Magnoliopsida; Brassicales; Brassicaceae. The record is from the annotation of a GenBank genome assembly.
AUGUCUAUAGAUUUAUCUUCUGAGCGUGUUUGCUAUGUCCACUGCAACUUCUGCACCACGAUUUUAGCGGUAAGUGUGCCAUACGCAAGUUUGUUCACACUUGUGACGGUGAGAUGUGGCCAUUGUACCAACUUGCUCUCUCUCAACAUUGGAGUUUCACUUCAUCAAAGCUCAUCUCCUCCUAUUCAUCAAGAUCUUCAGCAGCAUAAGCAACACAUGACCUCUUCGGUAACAAGGAAAGAUUGUGGAUCGUCUUCUAGGAGCACCAACCACUUUUCCACCACACUGUCCGAAAAUGUCGAUCGAGAGGCUCCUAGAAUGCCUCCUAUUCGCCCGCCGGAGAAAAGGCAACGCGUUCCUUCGGCCUACAACAGAUUCAUCAAAGAGGAAAUCCAAAGGAUCAAGGCUGGCAAUCCAGAGAUCAGCCACCGUGAAGCGUUUAGCACAGCUGCUAAAAAUUGGGCACAUUUUCCUCACAUUCACUUUGGAUUAAAGCUGGAUAGCAACAAAAAAGGCAAGCAAUUAGAGCAGACUGUUGCAGGCCAAAAGUCUAAUGGCUAUUACUAA